AUGUCAGAGAGCGAUGACGAAUACUACAGCGUGCCACUAAAGGACCAGCGAUACUUUGGAGCGGGUAUCAAACGUCAGCGCGUUCACUUUGUGCCAUCGUCAACCUCGGAAUCCACCACACCUGCCGGCGCAUCCACUCCUUCGACCCUCUCGGCGAGCGAGCGCUAUCUACAGAUCGUCCUGGCCAAAGCCUCUUCCGAGCCACCGCCGUCUUCAGAAAUUCCAACAGAUGACAAAGCUCCGAGAACUUGCGACAUCUGCAAAACACAAUACGUAGGCGAUGAAGCAGCACACUGUAGCUCGCUAGUCCACCAGAUCGCUCUCCCUCAUUCACANCCCCCGUCCGCUCUCGACAGGAAUCGCAAAGGUCUCAGCAUUCUUCAAUCCUACGGCUGGAAUCCCGACGAAAGACUAGGUCUCGGUGCCCAGAGGGAAGGUAUUUUACAUCCUGUAAAGGCNAAAGAGAAGCGGGAUACUGUCGGUCUGGGCGUCAACCUCAACGACGACGAACCCACCUUGAAGAAGAAGAGGAAACCUGUCCAAGAUUUGAAACCUGUCGAGAGACUCGAUGCCGGAAAGAUAAGAAAGCUCGAACAAAACAACAAGAAGAAGCACGCAAGACUGCAGAGCUUGUUCUACUCCAACGACGAGGUCGACAAGUAUCUCGGUGCUGGUUGA
Aureobasidium musti is the source of this 678-nucleotide messenger RNA. The record is from the annotation of a GenBank genome assembly. Lineage: Eukaryota; Fungi; Ascomycota; Dothideomycetes; Dothideales; Saccotheciaceae.